UCUUACGUGGAGCCCAACGGUAAUUCGGUGGAAGCUUCUUCUUGAAGGAAAUAAAUAAAAUGAAAUGAAAGCUCGACGCAUCAAAAAUCAGGAACAGACUUCGAAACUGAUCCUCAAAAGGGGGAAAACUGUAAUAAUUUUUCAGUGAUAACGAAAAAGGGAGGCUGCCGAUCUUUCAAAAUUUUUUUAUUUUAUUUUUGUGUAUCUAAAGUUAAUUUCUCAUCCAUUUUGCAGUCAUUGUCUUGUUUUUAUUUAGUUGUCAUCGGAACUACAGACAACGACUCCCUUUUAUUAAAACACAAAAAAACUUACCGUCCUCACCUUCUUCUCUUCAUCUUCCCCAAACCCCCCAUCGGUUUUAGCUCCUCAGUCAUAGAUGUGAGGAGAAAGUAUAUUUUGUUUAGAUUUUUGGUGAGUUUAGUUGAGAAUUUUUCUUUAUCUACACUUUAUGAUUAUUUUAUUAAUUCCAACAUGGCUCUGGUGAGUGUUGUGCCUGCAAUAACUGAAGGCGUGAACUCGAUGAGGUUUUGCGACGUUAGAGCUCCGGGGAUCUUGUCGAGUGGAAGAGAAAUCGUGGAGGAAACGGUGGCGUGUAUAAUUGAAGAGAAAAUCUAUGUGGCGGUGGGCAAAAAUGUGGAUAAAUAUAAAUCCGUUUUGUUCUGGGCUUUACAACAUUCAGGAGGAAAAAAGAUUUGCAUAAUUCAUGUUCACCAACCCGCUAAGAUGAUUCCGGUUUCUGAAAUGGGUACAAAAUUUCCAGCUAGUAAACUCGAAGAACAGGAAGUCAAGGCAUACUGGGAAAUUGAAAGAAAAAAUAUGGAGAAGAUGCUGAAUGAUUACCUUCUGCUUUGUCUUCAACGUGGGGUGCAAGCAGAGAAGCUGUACAUUGAAAGGGAUUCUAUCGAGCAGGGGAUUUUGGAAAUGAUAUCUGAGAAUAGGAUCCGUAUGCUUGUAAUGGGAGGAGCAGCAGACAAACAUUAUUCAAAGUAUAAACCACAUAAGAAAGUUGUUGACCUCAAGUCCAAGAAAGCCAUCUUUGUGCGUGAAAAUGCACCUAAUACCUGCCACACAAUAUGGUUUCUCUGCAAAGGGCUUCUUAUCUACACAAGGAAAUUAAGUUCAGAUGUAACUGAUACAAAGGUUGCAUCAUCAUCACUGCCAGCAAGUCCAAACCUUGAAUCUAGUGAAAAUCACUUCAGGUCACAAUCUGUAAUACUGCGACAAACUAGUCGAGUAAAACCCUCUACUUCUGCACCGGAUUCAUUGCGUAGAGUAAGAUCUGAAAAUGUUUAUGGGCACGUGGGAAGUACACUGGGUUUUCCUUCUCCUGAUGGUAAUGAAGGGCUAUCAACUCCGUGGAACAGAUCUGAUGUAGAAGGGAGUUCCAAUGAAUGGGAUGGUUUAUCCAGAAGUCCUCAGAAUUCAGUUUUGUCAUCAAGUUCUUCAAAUGGAAUGGCUGAUGCAGCUUUGGUCCCAUAUAUGGGAACUGAGGUGAAUGGAAAUGGAUUACAGUCUAGUUUAAUUCCUCAUGCUGAAGGAAAUUUCAAUCUGUCAUCUCUUCCCAGCAUUCAGGAUGUAACUACCGAUAACACUCUUUAUGACCAACUUCAACAAGUAAUGGCAGAGGCAACAAACUCGAGAAGAGAAGCAUUUGAAGAGGCAAUGAAGCGUUCAGAAGCUGAGAAAGAUGCUCUUGUGGCUAUUCGUAAGGUCAAAGCAUCAGAAAUCCUGUAUGCACAAGAGUUAAAGCAAAGGAAAGAAAUUGAGGAAGCAUUAGCAAAAGAAAAAGACAAACUUGGCAAGAUGAAGAACCAGCGAGAUGAGGUCAGGAUAGAACUUCAAGCUGCCUUGGGUCAGAAAUCAUCACUGGAGAACCAAAUUGCAGAAUCUGAAAAGGAGGUUAAGGAGCUCCAGGAGAAGAUAUUCUCAGCUGUUGAACUCUUGCAGAAUUAUAAGAAAGAAAGAGACGAAUUGCAGAUGGAGCGAGACAAUGCACUCAAAGAGGCUGAAGAGUUGCGGAAAAGUCGAGCUGAGCCCUCAGGUGCACAUAUGCAUCAGUUUUUCACUGAGUUCUCUUUCACGGAAAUUGAGGAAGCAACUCUCAACUUUGAUCCCUCUCUGAAGAUUGGGGAAGGGGGAUAUGGGAGUAUUUAUAAAGGUAAUCUGCGUCAUACCACUGUGGCUAUAAAGAGGUUGCAUUCUAAUAGCUUGCAAGGUCCAUCGGAAUUUCAACAAGAGGUUGAUGUUUUGAGUAAGAUGAGGCAUCCAAAUCUGGUAACUCUGAUUGGUGCAUGUCCUGAUGCUUGGACUCUUAUUUAUGAAUAUCUUCCCAAUGGAAGUCUUGAAGACCGACUUAGCUGCAGAGGCAAUUCCCCCCCUUUAUCAUGGCAAACUCGUAUCCGUCUUGCUACUGAGUUAUGUUCUGUUCUCAUCUUCCUUCAUUCAAGUAAGCCUCAUGGCAUAGUGCACGGUGAUUUGAAGCCUGCAAACAUUCUUCUUGAUGCUAAUUUUGUCACUAAACUGAGUGACUUUGGAAUCUGUCGUCUGCUAAGCAACAAUACAACCAUCUGCUGUAGAACUGACCCCAAAGGAACUUUCGCAUACAUGGAUCCAGAGUUCCUUUCAACUGGAGAACUUACUCAAAAGGCUGAUGUUUACUCUUUUGGAGUCAUUUUGUUACGGUUGUUGACAGGAAGACAAGCCUUGGGUAUAAUAAAGGAAGUGCAAUAUGCAUUAGAUAAUGGAAAUUUGAAAAAUCUCUUGGAUCCUUUGGCUGGAGAUUGGCCUUUUGUGCAAGCUGAGCAAUUGGCUAACCUAGCUUUGAGGUGCUGUGAAAUGAAUCGGAGGUGUCGGCCUGACCUUUCAACAGAUGUGUGGAGGGUGCUGGAGCCAAUGAGGGCUUCAUGUGGAGGCUCAUCCUCGUUUCAGCUGGGUUCUGAAGAGCAAUGCCAUCCUCCUUCCUAUUUUAUCUGCCCCAUUUUCCAGGAAGUAAUGCAAGAUCCUCACGUAGCAGCCGAUGGUUUCACAUACGAAGCAGAGGCUUUGAGAGGUUGGUUGGAUAGUGGACAUGACACCUCACCCAUGACAAAUAUUAAGCUGGCACAUUCCAAUCUCGUUCCUAACCUUGCUCUUCGCUCUGCCAUUCAGGAGUGGCUGCAACAACACUAAAAUGCAGUACUACCAUUUUAGUUUUUUGCUUCUAUAUAUUAGUUUGUUGUUUAUAAUUGUACCCUUGUGUAGCCAAAAGCUAAAAAGAAAAAACCCGAUUUCUCUCUCAAAGUAUAAUAUAUAUAUACACGCAUACGAGAGAGAUUUAUUUGCACUCAUAAAAUUAGUUUUACACACUUCUGUUAUUUAUUAGUUUUGUGUAUGAUUAAUGUAUUAAUUAUCCUUUUAUCUAUUUUGUAAAAAGUUUUUAAUCGUUAAAUAUAUUAGUAAAAAUAUUGUUUUA
This is a messenger RNA of Gossypium raimondii (Peruvian cotton), 3451 nucleotides long. Its product is annotated as U-box domain-containing protein 33. Lineage: Eukaryota; Viridiplantae; Streptophyta; Magnoliopsida; Malvales; Malvaceae. The coding region runs from base 472 to 3168 and encodes 898 amino acids. The record is from RefSeq and is a predicted model, not a curated record. Gene Ontology annotation, molecular function: ubiquitin-protein transferase activity; protein kinase activity; ATP binding. The transcript is spliced from 9 exons. Gene Ontology annotation, biological process: protein ubiquitination; protein phosphorylation.